GAUUUUUCAUCGCCCAAAAAAAUGGCAGACCGCUCGUAUCGAUUGUGUUGUUUUUCGGUGCAAAAUCAUGUAUAAUUCAAUUAAAAUGUCCCAAAUCGAGACGAAACAGUUUCGCUAAAGCAUUCGGCGAUGAUAUCUCAAAGUGCGUUGUAAAGAUCGUGUCCUCCAUCAAAAAACACGAAAGCCCUUCGCCCGAUACAACAACAACAACAGCCGUGUGUGUGUGCCAAUCGUGCACAAAUUUCCGCUGAACACCGAAACGGUACUUGUGUGCUGGCUGGAAUAUUGGAAAUCCCCGUUAGCAGCUCCAAUUUUGGCCAAUCUACAACACACACACACGCAACCUGAGUUUGUGAAACAAUUCCCGGCUUCCCUUCCCGAUCCAAAUGUCGCAGAGUGCACCGAGACGGCAUCCUCCCAGUGGCAAUGUCGAGGUCAGCAGCAUGUCAGCCAAGUUUGUUGACACCGAGUGGGAGGCGCGGGAGUCUCAGCGCCAGCGCGAGCUGGAGGAAGCACGCGCACGGGCCGCCCAGAUGGAGAAAACGAUGAAAUGGUGGUCCGACUGUACAGCCAACUGGCGCGAAAAGUGGAGUAAGGUACGAACCGAACGCAACAAGGCCCGCGAUGAGGCGAAACAGCUGCGCAGCAAUCUGGAGGCGGCCAUCAAAGAGUCCAACUCGUACAAGCGGGAAAAGUGCGAGCUGGAAAUGCAAAUCACACAGCUCAAGAAGGAGAUGGAAAAGGUGCACACGCUCAUGAUGAAGCAUGCGGGCCGGUUCAACAAAGCCUCCCUGGACGCAGCGGACGAACCGGACCGUGAUGGGCGCGGUGACAACAACUGUUCGCCAGACAUCUCGUCCGACGGGCUGAAGAACGUCAACAGCGAGGAUGGUUUGGUGACGAAGCUGCCGAACCUACCGGACGACGGUGCCGGUGUGCCGGGGGCCGCCAGCGCGAACGCCGAUCUCGACAUCGAGGAGUACAUCCUGCAGGGUGGCGCCAUGCCGAAACAUUCCGUAGAGUUUAAGGACAAGAGCGAACAGAUGGCGGAAGAGCGCCGGCUCAUCCAGCAGCUUUCGAAGGACGACUACGACGAGGACUAUCUGCUGCAGAAGAUCACUAUGCUGCAGCUGCGGCUGGACGAUGCACAGAAAACGAUUCAGAUCGAGCGGGAGGAGAAAAAUGCCGUGCAUCGCAAUCUGGAAAAGACGCGCCAGGACAUGCAGGAGCUACGCGACAAGUGUGAGGAGCUGCGGGCAGCGAAACAGGAUGCCGUGCGCGAGCUGCUGACGCUCCAGGAGCAGCACCGGGUGGAGAUGCGCAUCACGCACAACUCGCUGCAGGAAGAGAGUAUCGCACGGGAAACGCUGGAAAGACGGCUGUGCGAGCUGCGAACCGAGCUGGAGCGACUGCAGGCGGAAAAUGCGGCCGAGUGGGGCAAACGGGAGCGGCUCGAGACGGAAAAGCUCAACAUGGAGCGGGAAACGAAGAAGCUGCGGGCGGAGUGCCAAGAUUUGCAGGAACGGUUGGAGCGCAAGGGACGUCCGCUGGUGAACAGUGACGUGGAGCUUCGCUCCCUGCAGCAGGAACUGCUCGAAAAAAAUAAGGAGCUUAGUGACAUUCGUCAUUCACACAGCAAAAUGAAAAAGAUGCUGUCGGAGGCAAACACCGAGCUCGGUCACGCGGUACGCCGUGCGGAGCAGUACGAAACGGAGGUCAAACGGUUGCGAUCGCGUGUGGAAGAGCUAAAGCACGAGCUGGCCUCCGCGGAGGAUGAGCUCGAUGCCGCCUGCAAUCACGUGCGUCGGCUGCAGCGCACCAACGAGGAACUGAGCGGACAGACUGAAGGUUUGCAGGUGCAGAUACAGCAUCUUCAGACGAGUGGCAGUCCCAAGCAGCACGAGGUGGGCAACUAUAAGGCCACCAACCGCUCAAACUACACCGCCAACGUGAGCUACAAACCAAACAUUAACGAUCUGAAGCAACUGUUUGACAAUUCAGCGUCACGACAGUUUAGCGAUCGUGAUCGCGCUGGAGCCGUCGGUGGUGGUGGUGGCCCAUCGAAAUCGUCCGGCCUACCCGUACGCGAGCAACCAGCGUCCCUUUCGUCCAGCGUUAACCCACAGCAACCCCCAUCGUACAUCCCACUCUCAUCCGGCUCCUAUUACGAUGCCAAACCGAGCUACAUCGAUCACGAUGCACCAUCGCCCCCGUCGCUCAACAACAACAAGUACGAGUUCGAACGUGCCAAGCAAAAGUUCGACAAUAUAACGCGUGCGGCGGCAGCCGCCAGCAAUCCCGGCGGCCACAAGACGCGCGCAUCCUCCGGUGGUAAUGGUCAGCCAUCCUCCAAGCAGCACAACGCUGCCGGUGGAUCGGCCAUACCGAAACGAAACACUUCCUCCGGCUCCGGUGGACCGGUUUCGUCGUACUACGAGCCGAAUGUAUUCCCCAGCGGUGGUGGCAAUGGUCGGGCAGCUCAGCAUGCAGCAGAUGAUAUGCCACCGACGAAGAUUCAGAGCCACAUCAACGAAACGAUACAGCUGUUUGACGUUAGCCCGGGAGCGUACGAUCAGUCGCCGAGUGCAAACUGUCCUCCACCGAGGGGAAGUAUGGGACAGCAACAGCCCCACAAACCGAUCAACAUUGGCAAGAUGAACGAUGUCAAUCUGGAUGGGUUAAAGGUAUCGGAAGACGAUGAAGUGAGUACCGCCCGUCGUCCGCUCGCCCGUUAGCAAAAACGCCCUCUGGCACGCCCGGGGCUUCCGUUGGUUUUUUGAAUGUGCGUGUGCAGUUUGCGGUUGUGAAGCUGCCGUGUUGUAGUGUUGUGCAUGCUUAGGCGUUGGGAUACUUCUGCAUGCCGGUUUUGUUCCAUAAUAUGUAGUUUGUUGUUUGGUUAUCCUCGAAGCGACCGACGUGUCGGAACUAGCUGACAUACUAAUAAGCGCGUUACCGUUGUCUCACCCUCCCAACAGACUCCGUAGCUCGCACGGCUCGACCAGUCUCCUUUCGGCCAACGAAGAUAAUAGCGAUAAUGAAUGAUUUGUUAAGCAACUUGACUGGACUGGAGGACCGGUGGGAAUACAACGACACACAUACUCUCAGGCAAGAACGACACAAUGGUACAGGAUAUAAUCGUCCCAACAUUAUUGCCACUUGGGCCAUUGUAUUACCCAAGAAGUCUUACAUACAUCAACCACUACUGGUAUGCUCUCUAAAUGAAAACCCAAUUAAGCAGAUGCGAACGACACUUAGGUUUAGUCGUAAACUGGUAAUACUCUCAGAUACUGUAGCAGAGACCUCAGUACUUAUGCGGUAGCGAUAACGAAACAAGUAUUAAUCACGCAAACGAAGAUUCCUCAUCAAAAUUUACUUCGGUUUUCUAUUUCCUUACUACCCAGCAAUAUGGUGUAAAUUCUCCAACAAAACAUAUAGUACAACAGCUCGUCCCCAGUUUUAGCGAGCUACAGAUCAUAGCUUAUUUAUAUCCCUUGGAACAGAAAAGUAUUGCCAAUACGCAGUUAGCUCACAGAUCAUUCUCGUUUUCGUGUUUGGAAAGGUUUUUUAAAUUAUUUUGGUACCAAAAAUAUUCAAAUUUAACAAAUAAUAUCUUCUCGUCUUGGUCUUGAAUUAUUAAUUUUGAUUCAAAAUUUCGAUAGUAAAAUAAGAUAAGAGCGAUAGUGCUGAACAGAGAUUAUUACAAAUAGCAUAUCUUCUUGGCGUAUUGUUUUAGAGCGUUAGAGUGUUGGCGUGUUUAGUAGCUAUAGUUUAUCGUACUCUUACAAAUACAAAACUCCUUAUACAUGCAA
Messenger RNA from Anopheles coluzzii, 3809 nucleotides. Its product is annotated as coiled-coil domain-containing protein 102A. The record is from RefSeq and is a predicted model, not a curated record. Lineage: Eukaryota; Metazoa; Arthropoda; Insecta; Diptera; Culicidae. Bases 387 to 2735 code for a protein of 782 amino acids. The transcript has 5 exons.